AGACGAGACGAGGCUUCUCUUUGAGUUUUAAUCUUCUUCCUAGCUUUUUUCGUGUUUGCGUUGUGAUUUUUUCCUUCGUUAUUUUUCAUUCAUAAAGUUAACGGAAUGCAAGGAGGAGAAGAGCUAAGCAUAGAAGAGCUCUUUUCAAAUCUUUCUACGUAUAAAGAACAGCUUCAACAGGUCAGACAGCUGUUGGUUGAUGAUCCUGGAAACUCCGAAUAUGUGGAUAUGGAAAGGGAACUCACUGAGGUGAUUACUUUGACUGAGGAGCUCCUUGCAACUGCAAAGCAAAAUGCAGUUUCUGGAUCAGAUACUGGAACAAGUGCUAAUGCAUCUCCUGGCUUGCACCAGUCUUAUGGGAAUAAAACGGAAUCAGGUGGCAUCUCUGCCCAUCAUGACGAUUUUCCUGUGGGCUCAAAAAUUCAAGCUGUUUGGAGUGAAGAUGGGGAAUGGUAUGACGCAACUGUUGAGGCUAUUACUCCAAAUGGAUACUAUGUAGCUUUUGAUGGUUGGGGUAAUAAGGAAGAGGUUGAUCCUGCUAAUGUAAGGCCCAUUCAAUUUAAUGCUUUGUUGGAAGCUGAGAAGGUAGCUGAAGCUACAAAACAAGCAAUAAAACGGAAAAUUGAGCAAGCUGCUGCUAUUGACUUUCAAUCACGAAGUUUACCUGCAAAGCUUCGUAUAAAUCCUGAAGACCCAGAGGAUGUGAAAGCCACCAAGCGGAAGAAAAUACAUGCUUUUAAGUCAAAAGUGAGGUUUGAGCAACUUGAAGUCUCCCAAAACAAGCGACAGAAUGCUUGGCAGCAGUUCCAGACAACAAAAGGCAAGACUAAGAAGGUUGGUUUCUUCUCAGGCCGCAAACGAGAGAGCAUCUUCAAGUCUCCCGAUGACCCCCAUGGUAAGGUUGGUGUGACAGGAAGCGGCAAGGGCUUGACAGAGUUUCAGAAGAGGGAAAAGCACCUGCAUCUCAAGGGAGGAGGAAAUGCAGAGAUUGAAGAUUAGACUCUUAACCUCAUCAAAUUUCUGGUGCAUUUUGUAUAUCCUAUGCCAUGAGUCUUCCCAAUGGCAAACCAGUUUAAUUUUGUAGCUGAUCCCAAAGUGAAUAGGCUUCUGCUGGUAGGAUUUUGACUCAGGGAAGGAACAUGGUUAAACAUGAUACAGAAAACUGCUUUGUUAAGAACAUUUGUUUUAUAGAAUAAUGAUAGUACUUUUCUUAA
This is a messenger RNA of Mangifera indica (mango), 1214 nucleotides long. RefSeq names its product survival of motor neuron-related-splicing factor 30. Bases 106 to 999 code for a protein of 297 amino acids. The transcript is spliced from 8 exons. Gene Ontology annotation, cellular component: cytoplasm; nucleus. NCBI's taxonomy places the organism in Eukaryota, Viridiplantae, Streptophyta, Magnoliopsida, Sapindales, Anacardiaceae. Gene Ontology annotation, biological process: mRNA processing. Gene Ontology annotation, molecular function: RNA binding. The record is from RefSeq and is a predicted model, not a curated record.